GAUAAUCUUCUUUUAUAUCCAUAUCCAAUCAUUCCUUAGAAUUUAGAUAGAAUACCUUUGCUUUCUACAAAAUAAAAAUAGGCAAAGAAAGUGCAAAAAACAAAGAGAGAAAGAAAGAAGAGAUAACUGAGAGAUCAAAAUCAAAUGGGUUGCGGUUUCUCCAGCGGAUCAUCGUCUAAAGUAAAGAACAUAAUCCGAGUGGUUCACCUCAAUGGCUAUGUAGAAGAUUUUGAGUGUCCUGUUUCGGUCGGUCAAGUCACCGGCAAGCCACCAAAGCAAUUCCUGUGCACUCCAGCUCAACUCAUUUCCAACUGUUCCCUGGGUCUUCAACCUGACACCAUCCUGGAAGCAGGCCGUAUCUAUUUUCUUUUACCUUACUCCACGCUACAGCCUGAUGUUUCUCCUGCGGACUUGGCAUCCAUAGCCAGGAAGCUCGGUGCCAAAGCUAAGGCGACCAAGUGUAAGGCAAAGUCACCAUCAUCAAGUCAGUAUAGUCAUGGGGCAAGCCCACUUUCGAACUCGCGCGGUAGGAGUCCUAGCCGGUUAAGGGAGUCGGAUUCAGGCAUGACAUCUCACAGGGCACAACGCUCCUCCCUCGUGCGGACAUGGAGACCCGUCUUGGACACCAUCCGAGAAAAGUCAUUUAAUCGGAGAAGUGAAUCAGAUUUGCAGGAAACUUAGUUCAAGGCAGUGGAAUAGUUUUGAAUCUCGGGUAGGAAUAGUAUGAUCGCUAUUGUAAAAUUGUAAAAUAUUUAAGAUCAAAAGAAAAAGAGUGAUAUUGUAGCUUAAAGCAGGUGGGAGGAUUCUAAUCUCAUGUGUUGUUGUAAAGAUGAUAAUUUGAUGAGCUUUUGUGAU
Theobroma umbraticum is the source of this 855-nucleotide messenger RNA. RefSeq lists its product as uncharacterized. Lineage: Eukaryota; Viridiplantae; Streptophyta; Magnoliopsida; Malvales; Malvaceae. The record is from RefSeq and is a predicted model, not a curated record.